Molecule: messenger RNA, 776 nt
Organism: Drosophila busckii
Lineage: Eukaryota; Metazoa; Arthropoda; Insecta; Diptera; Drosophilidae
Gene: Polr3G
Product: DNA-directed RNA polymerase III subunit RPC7
Exons: 3
Coding region: 104-751 (215 amino acids)
Biological process (GO): transcription by RNA polymerase III
Cellular component (GO): RNA polymerase III complex
Source: RefSeq, a predicted model, not a curated record
CAGCCCUGGUAAAACAGCUGAUUUAGCAAACGCGUGUGCUUAUUCAAAAGUAUAAACAAAAGUGCUUACAUUUCUAAAUCGCUGAAAAGAAUAAAGUUUAAAGAUGGCUGGACGUGGGCGUGGUGGUAAAACAGGAACGCUAACAGCGGAGCAAAUGCAGAUGUUGGGCUGCAUGGGCAAGGAUAUGCCACAAGUGCAAUCAGCACCGCCGCCAACGUUUCCACCGGUGCUCAACAAGCCCACAACAUUGGAGACCACCGCCUCACAGAAUUAUCAGCUGCUAUGGAAGGAAGAUUUUCUCAAUCGCCUGCGCGACUCGCCCUACUAUAUAAGCAUAGCUAGUCAAGAAAAACCCAAUACAGAUGUGAAGGACUGGCGAGAGAAAGCGCUGCAGCGCAUGAAACAAAAAGCUCAACCCGAAUUCAACUACAAAGCCAUGCCCAGAGAGCUGAGUUCCGGCAGUCGCAAGCGACCCACCACAGAACCUAGACCUAAGCUGCUUGCUAAGAAGACUAACAUUGAGGAUAGACUGAAACAGCUGGAGCAAAAAGAACUCAAGAGCGGCGGUGUCAAUGAAAACGAUGAAGCAAAGGCAGACAGCGACUCAGAGCGUGAGGAUGAAGCCGAAGAUCCAGAUGCAGCGUUGGACGAUGAAAUGGAUGAAGAGAAUGACUAUGCUAAUGAUUACUUUGACAACGGCGAAGCCUACAAUGAAGAGGACGAUAAUUUGGAUGAUGGUCCCGUUUACUAAAGUUCAAGAAUAAACAAAUGCGCUU